This is a messenger RNA of Anastrepha obliqua, 759 nucleotides long. Its product is annotated as tigger transposable element-derived protein 1-like. Lineage: Eukaryota; Metazoa; Arthropoda; Insecta; Diptera; Tephritidae. Gene Ontology annotation, cellular component: nucleus. The record is from RefSeq and is a predicted model, not a curated record. Gene Ontology annotation, molecular function: DNA binding. The transcript has a single exon. The coding region runs from base 1 to 759 and encodes 252 amino acids.
AUGGAUGAAAAAGGCUUAGAAUUUAAAGUUCUUCUGUUGGUAGACAGUGCACCCGGGCAUCCUCAGUUGGAACACGAAAAUGUACAAGUUUUGUUCCUGCCACCGCAUACCACAUCCCUAAUCCAACCACUGGAUCAAGAAAUUAUCGCAACAUUUAAAACUUACAACAUCAAUAAAACAUUCCAGUACAUUAUGGACAUUUUGGAUAAGGAUAAAACUCUUGCAGUAAUUGAUACUUGGAAAAAGUUUUCUAUUAAAGAUUGCGUUAAACAUGCUGCUUUAGCAUUAUCAGAUUUACGACCAUCAACCUUAAACGGAUGUUGGAGAGCAAUUUGGCCAGAAAGUCUAAGAAGUAAAAAUCCUGUGGAUCCAAAUACAAAAGAAUAUCCCAAUAUAAUUAAUUUGGCACACGCAGUUGGUAGGCAGGGUUUGGAUGACUUAGUAUUCGAUGACGUUGAUGAACUGAUGAUUGAUAAAGUUCUUAGCGAAGAGGAAAUAUUAGAUUUUGCCUCACAGAAAGCUGAUUCUGUAGAAAGCAGUGAUAGUGAAGAACCUGUAAAAUUAACAGCAAAUUUAAUUCAAAAAGGACUUCAAUUUGCAAAUAAAUUAGAACACCAUUUCAUCACAAAUGAUUCCAAUGUCGAAAGAGCUGCACAAUUCCAACGUGAGCUGAAUUCUUGUAUGGCUCGUUACAAAGAAUUAUACAAAGAGGUAGCAAGAAUUGGCGAACAACGGCUCAUAACAGAGUACCAUUGUUAA